GACUUGGCAAGAGCCAAAAUGCUUUCAAAGAUAUAUUCUUCAAAUAUCGACGAAGAACCUGGACGUCAUUAUGCAAUACUUCGAACAAAAAUUGACCCCAAUAGGAAGCUUGCUGGAAUUGAAUCAUUUAUUAGCUUAUUUCAUACAAAAGGAGUUACUGGGUCUCAGUAUAGUGCAUUCCAGAUGACACUUUCAAAUGGUUUUGACACCAUAAAAACAGGUUUCACGGUAAAUCCUUUAUUGUUCAAAGACAACCAAACUCGGCUAUUUGCGCACCUCACAAUUGAUGGAAGAACACAAUGUUUCAAUCAACAAUGUCCUGGAUAUGUGCAAAUAAAUUCACAAAUGCCUCUAGGUUGGCCAAUAGAUGUGACUUCUGUUAUAGGUGGACCGCAAUUUGCCCUUAAAUUGCGAAUCAAUAAGGAAAUACUUGACGGGCCAUAUUCAACAAAAUUUGUUUGGUCAUUAUACUAUGAAGAAGAGAAUUAUCUAGUUGGUUUUUGGCCCCCGACACUAUUUGGGAAAUUGAGUGAGUUUGGCAAUCAAGCUGAUUGGGGAGGAGAAGUUUACAGUCCAUUAGACCAGCCUAGUCCCCCUAUGGGUACUGGCCUUACUCUACCUGGGACAGAUACAGACCAUUUCGCUCAUAGUCGUCGAAUUGCAACUGCAUAUGAGAACGCAAAGUUUAAUUUUGUCAAUCCAAUCGAUUCAGAGGUUUAUGCAUCUAAUCCAGAUGCAUACAAUAUUAAAGAUUUAGGAAAUAUCAAUGAAUAUUUUGGACGUCUUAUUUGUUAUGAUGGUCCUGGUGGAAUCAAAGGAGCUUGA
Corylus avellana is the source of this 825-nucleotide messenger RNA. RefSeq names its product protein neprosin-like. The record is from RefSeq and is a predicted model, not a curated record. NCBI's taxonomy places the organism in Eukaryota, Viridiplantae, Streptophyta, Magnoliopsida, Fagales, Betulaceae.